CCCUUUCCGGGCGGGAGUUGACCACGUGGCGGAAGUGGCGCAGAGUUGUUUUUGUGUCUGGUCGCGCGAAAAUAAAUCCGGAUAUAGUAGAAUACAACCAUGAAGCGAUCCAAGUGGACCCACGUUUCGUCUGAAUGAUGCGAUAAACGUGAGAAACGUUUGGUUUACUUGGAGCAUUGCAUUAUAACGUCACUGCAGAGUGGAACUUUACACCCCGCUAACAAAGCGUUUUUGUUUGAGGUUAACGUUAUCGAAACAAAAUGCAAAUGCCUCACACAAUCCUGCAAAUAGAGUUUAGCUUGACACCCACCAGUCCUGCCGGACUGGUAGUUCUGGUGUUACUGUCGUCUAUCCAGUGGAUGGCGUCCUUGCAGCAUCAACAUUAAACUAAAUCAAAUAGUUGACCUGACAAACCUCUCGAUAUUUUUUUACGCCCGAUAAGCUGCGUCUUAGUUAUUUCUUACAUUCAAGGGGAGCGGCGGUACUGCAGGCUGACAGCGACCCCGUCCACCCGGAAUGUUCUCCGUGCACGCCGUCAGUCUGUGUGGAUUCCAGGGUUGUGUGCGCCGUGUUUCAGUCCUGACUUGGAUGUGAGACGUGGGAACAUCUCGACGUGGUUGUAGCCGUACAUGUCAUCCGUCACCCAGUCGGAAAACUUCCCCGCUAAACCGGACGACCGGAGAAUGGGAAUCCACCGGAGCUAGUUCCUGAAGAGACGGGUUCAGAAGAGCAGCCAGGUUCGUGCGGGGAUACGGUUUCCUGUUGUCGCCCGUCCGCCCGCGUCCAUUCCUCGGUCAAAUCAUCUUCAGUCCUGGUGAAAAUGCAGACCUUCCUCAAAGGCCGGAGAGUCGGGUACUGGCUCAGCGAGAAGAAGAUGAAAAAGCUGAAUUUCCAGGCCUUCGCCGAUUUGUGCAGGAAAAGAGGAAUUGAAGUUGUUCAGCUGGACCUCAACCUCCCCCUGGAGGAGCAGGGACCCCUGGACGUGAUCAUCCACAAGCUGACGGAUCUCAUCCUGGAGGCCGACCAGAACGACUCGCAGGCCGUGCUUCAGGUGCAGAGAGUGCAGGACUACAUGGAGGCCCACCCCGAGACCAUCAUCCUGGACCCCCUCCCUGCCAUCCGGACCCUCCUGGACCGCUGCAAGUCCUACCAGCUCAUACACAAGAUAGAGGACUGUAUGCAAGACGAGAGGCUCUGCUCUCCCCCCUUCAUGGUUCUGAACCAGGAGUGCGGCCCGGACACGCUGGAGCAGAUCGGGAAACACGGCAUCACGUUCCCCUUCAUUUGCAAAACACGGGUGGCCCAUGGAACCAACUCUCAUGAGAUGGCCAUCAUCUUCAGCGAGGAGGACCUUAUAAACGUGCGGCCGCCCUGCGUGAUCCAGAGCUUCAUCAACCACAACGCCGUGCUCUACAAGGUGUUUGUGGUGGGCGACGCCUACACGGUGGUGGAGCGCCCCUCCCUGAAGAACUUCCCCUUCGGACCCGCAGACCGGAGAGCCAUCUUCUUCAACAGUCACAACGUGUCCAAGCCUGAGUCGUCCUCCGCCCUCACCUCGAGGGACAACGUGGAGGGGCUGUCCCAGCCGCCCUGUGACCACGUGAUCCGGGAGCUCUCCCGCUCCCUGCGGCGGUCGCUGGCCGCGUCGCUGUUCGGCAUCGACGUCAUCAUCAACAACCAGACGGGGCAGCACGCCGUCAUCGACAUCAAUGCCUUCCCCGGUUACGAGGGCGUGCCGGAGUUCUUCAACGACCUGCUGAACCACAUCACCGGCCUGCUGCAGGUGCCCAGCGCCGACAGCCCCCCGGCCACGCCCGCCGCCGCCAGCGAGCCGCCCAAGGGGCCGACCGCCCUCGCCGCCCCCCCGAGCCCGGAGCCCCCCGCCGGCGGCUGCGGCCCCCCGGGCAAGGAGGCCGGGGGGGGGAGCCCCUGGAUCGUGGAGGGGGACACGGCGCUGAAGGGGGCCCGCCAGAGACUGGGCUGCAACUCGGCCGUGUCGCCCAACUUCCAGCAGCACUGCGUCUCAACCAUGGCCACCAAGGCCUCCUCGCAGUGACCUCCGACCUCCGACCUCCAGCCCCCCCCCCCCCCCCCCGGGCCCCCCCCUCCCCGAGGCACACCAUCCACCCUGACCAGAUGGGAUAACAACGCUUGACUCUAAUAAUAAGUGAUUGGUCAUAAUAGUUAUAAUAUAUCUGUAAUCAAACAAACAAAACUUUUUCCGAUUCGAUGGUGAUUAGGUGACGGCUUUCUUUCUCUCUCGCUCUGCCUUUUUGUAUGUUUGAUUUGGUCGCAGAAGACCUGACAAUGUGAUGUGAACCAUUGGGAACUCUGUAAUAACGUCUGUCGCUGAAGGGUGGGGGGUGUAUGUGUGGGGGAAUGCCCAUGUAAGGUGAUAAGGCCGAGAGGGACACUCGAUUUCGGCCCCGGGGAGAAACCCUCAGCGGGGCAGGUUUAACGUUCCGGUGGCUCGCUCCCGUUUUGUAUUCCGAUGACAUUCGCUCCUCUGACCCCGGCCCGCGUGGCCGGAGAACCACUCAAGGUGUUUUCAGCGUGGCGGACUUCCGACCAGACCAAGAUAUUGACGUCGGCACGAGGUCGGUCAUUCAGAGUUGUGAGCUGUUUACUAUUCUGCGUGCCAUCAACAUCAUGUCAUUCUCACAGCUAGCCAGUUGGAAAUAUAUUCAAGGACCCCCGCCGAAACCACCGCAGAAACCACCGUUCCAUUUUGUCGGUCCGGAGCGUUGUGUUGCUCCGGAGCGCUGUGGGUCGGUUCGGAGCGCUUUGGGUCAGUCCGGAGCGCUGUUGGUCAGUCCGGAGCGCUGUGGGUCGACCCGGAGCGUUGUGCUGCUCCGGAGCAUUGUGUUGGGCCUGUAGUGCUGUGGGUGGGCCCGGAACGCUGCAUCGGUCCGGAGCGUUGUGGGUCUGCAGGUGUUUAGUGUUGCUCCAAACAGCCCAGCGUCGUGGCUUGGGGCUCAGGCCCUGGUUCAGUGUUUUCCAGACAACACUAUAUAUAAAAUCACAUUCCGUUAUCCAAAGGAUUCCAUAGUGUUUGAAUUCCAAGUGCUUGAUCGGGGCUGCGGUCAAACGGCCUCUCUAUUUUGUCAUGCCUCUAAAUUACUUCCACUUCAUCCAUGUGGGAAACGGUGCAAAAGGUUUUCAACGGAAAUCUGCUGAAGAAGAUUUUUUUGGAAAUGAGACGUCAGUCACCUGCGGUGCCGUUUCUAUAGAGAGGUUUAGGUAAAUUACAAUUGACGAGACUAAAAACCAACUGACUUUUAUAUUUGUUUGUAAAAGUGAUUAGACUAAAACAAGUUGUAAACUAUUUAAUUGUCCACUAAUCUAAAUUGGAAUAGAUAAUUUGCGACGGUGACAGGGAUAUUUCCUAAUGAUUUGAUUUUUUGCUUAUGGAUCCUUUGACCUUCUAAUAUAAUAAAACCCUGACUUCAGCACUUA
Messenger RNA from Gadus chalcogrammus (walleye pollock), 3456 nucleotides. RefSeq names its product inositol-tetrakisphosphate 1-kinase b (gene itpk1b). The transcript is spliced from 12 exons. The record is from RefSeq and is a predicted model, not a curated record. Gene Ontology annotation, molecular function: magnesium ion binding; inositol-1,3,4-trisphosphate 5-kinase activity; inositol-1,3,4-trisphosphate 6-kinase activity. The coding region runs from base 821 to 2056 and encodes 411 amino acids. Gene Ontology annotation, biological process: inositol trisphosphate metabolic process. Lineage: Eukaryota; Metazoa; Chordata; Actinopteri; Gadiformes; Gadidae. Gene Ontology annotation, cellular component: cytoplasm.